AUGUCCGCCAACUCCCAGAACGUUACAUACUCGGGAUCGGGGGAGCAGGACCAUGAAAAUACUGAAGGUGCAGUGACUGAAGUUAUGAGUGCUAAAUGUGUUAAAGUACCAUUGGACGAGCAUAUUUUUGCACUGAUUAACAAAAAUAAUCUUGUCAGACAAGAAGAACCUUUAAAGUGUAGUAGUAAUUUAAUAGACAAAGUGAUUCUAAACUAUAUCAUUGUGAAGGAAAUACUUAGUAAUCUAUCAUGGCAAGACAAGCUGCUCUGUGAACUGGUUUGCACUACUUGGAAUUCUGCUGUGCAAACAUUAAGGAGAGAGCAAUUAGGUCCCGGCGAUUUUGUAACAGACUUUCGAACUCAUUCUUUAACAUGUGGAACUGUCUACAAGCAAUCUGGAAAAUUCCACAAUAAUCCUUUGGUGGUUAUGGCAUUUGUUAAUACAUCUGGAUUUAAUAUGUCCUGUCAGUGUAAGUUAAUUAAACCAAGUCCAUGUCUUCGUCCAUGUAAAAAGGAGCAUUGUUUGAUUGAUGUGGUACAUAAAAUCAGCUGUGCUCCGAAGGACUGUAUGAAUAUUAUUAGAUCAGAUUAUACUACAUAUAUGCCUCUGCCACAGUCUGUGACAUUUGAACAUACACUUACAAACCUAAAAUCACAUCCAUUCAUUGGGGGAUUAUACAUUCCGGUAAUACCCGAUGUAAAGUUUCAUACAAUAAACUUGAAGUCAAAUGGUAAUAUGCAAGAUGACUUCUAUAAUACAGUGGAUGAAAUAGCAAAAGAGAGAACCUUUAAGGGUGUCCUUGUAUAUGUUACCGAUAAGUAUCUAUUGAGAUCUGUUGAAGAUAUUGUAUUUUUAAAUUAUUUAAAGGAUGUGCAACCCAAUGUACCUUAUGCUUUAGGGGGCUGUAUCAUUGAGGAUACAAUAUUUGAACAGAGGGAUAUCGAUGGAAUUGUGGACGCUGUUAAUAAAGGGAAUGACUUUAUUAGUGAAAACUUGAUCUCAAUUGGUUUAUUUACUAUCCCAAAAGAAUCUCCAUGCAAUGAGUAUAAUUUUGAUAUGUAUUCAUUCAUUCUUGAAUCAUCAGACUGGACAAAGGCUAAAAUACAGCAGGCUAUUAAUGAGUUCUCAAAGAAAGUUCCAAAAUUUGAGUACAGCGUUGUAAUCAAACUCUCUUGUGUGGGUCGGGAUCAGAAACAUAAAUGGGAACAAGAAUGUUUCCGAGCAGUAUUCCCGAACACGAGAAUUAUUGGAUGUUUUGGAAAUGGUGAAAUAGGUGUAAACCAUCCAACGAGGCCUCCACCAGUAGUACCAACAAACUGUGUUAAGAGACAUCGACGUGACUCAGGACCACAGUUUGGUAUUGUAUAUUCUUAUUCUACAGUGUUUGUAUAUAUUGGAUGGGGAAAAAUUACUCUCCCAUAAGGUGUGAGGCCUCAUAUUUUACGUAAUGU
Molecule: messenger RNA, 1451 nt
Organism: Vanessa tameamea
Lineage: Eukaryota; Metazoa; Arthropoda; Insecta; Lepidoptera; Nymphalidae
Exons: 4
Coding region: 1-1422 (473 amino acids)
Source: RefSeq, a predicted model, not a curated record